Daphnia pulicaria is the source of this 1959-nucleotide messenger RNA. RefSeq lists its product as uncharacterized. The record is from RefSeq and is a predicted model, not a curated record. The coding region runs from base 145 to 1251 and encodes 368 amino acids. Lineage: Eukaryota; Metazoa; Arthropoda; Branchiopoda; Diplostraca; Daphniidae. The transcript is spliced from 7 exons.
UACUGGCAGUUGAGUGUUGUAUAUCCAGCAGUAAACAGCUCCGGUUCCACAAAAGUCCUUUUUAUUUUACAAGUGUCAAAGUUUCUUCAAAGUUUCUCUGCUAUUUCAGCAUUUUGAAUCAUAAAAAAGCAGCUCGACGGGAACAUGUCUAUCUAUCAAAAAAGGUCGCUGGGAAACUGCUAUUCCUUGAUGCUGACUGCAAUAGUUCUGUUGGCGACAGUGAGUCAUGCAGCGAGCCAGCGCGUUUCCAUCGUGGAGCGUCUCAAAGCACUGGACAAAGGAAUACGCCAAGGAUUGCAGCGUCAAAAAACUGAAUUACCUAUUUUUACACCUAUUUCACCCCAAGAUGAUCUUCCUUUGAAAAGUGUAAUUUACGAUCAAGAGCAGCAAGAAACGGCCACCCAUUCGCAGCAAACAGCGGUCAACACCCUCAUGCCAGUGUUAGGCCCUAAACCGGCUGAGCAGAUAAAUCAAAAGGCUGAGUUGCAACAGUUGGGCGUUUCGCCAGAAGAUGCUGAUGGAACUUCAGAUUUAGUUCGUCAACUUACGGAAAGUUUUGAAGAAGAAGACGAGGAGGAGUUGACUGACGUGGAGGUCAUGACGAGCAAAGAAGGGAAUUUGGCUGUAGAGGAGGGUAUUCGUGACCGAAAAAAACCGGUUGCUAAACCGACUAAAUACCACUAUUAUCCGCACAAUCAACAUCUCUACUUGCUACCCGAGUGCGCUACACAGCAGGUAUGCAAUGCCGUCUACACACGAUUUAACUUUACGCAACCACUCUGUGCCUGUGCAGAUCGCUUUCAGGGCCCUUGCUCUGCUAGUAUUGCCCGAAACGAUUUUCAUACAAUCGAAGUUGGAAUGAAGAAAAAUAUCAAAAAGGGAACCGGAAAAGCGGGGCGCGGAUUCAAAUCACCAACCUUGGUAAAAACCUGUGAAGAGACCAAGUUAAUUCGUGAAUGUCGCUCACCACAAGAUUGGGCAUUGCUCGCCCUCCAGAAUGUUCGCACGGGAAAGUCUCAGUAUCUUGUCAUCUGUCGCUGCGAACAAGGCGAACUAGAUGGACCCAUGAGCCAUGACCAGCCAGCUUAUGCUCGUGUACCAGGAAUCCGCGUUUACGGUAUGAUGUGUAACAGCGGGAACGGGACAAAUAACCGCAACGGACGUAUUCAGCGAUCAAGUGGUACCAAACCCGAGGAAUUUCCGUGGGAGAAGGUACUCGGGUUUUCAUCGACACUUAACUGGACGGAAUAAACCUUCUUGAAGUAGCGCAAUACUACACUGGAUUAAUUACGGAAAUAAAAAAGUAUAGAUCUUAUUCCAACUAAAAGUACCUGUCAACCAUAGUUGUAGCGUAUAUUAUGGUAUGCACGUGGUGCCCUACUGCGGCCUCUCACCAAACUAUGCUUCCCAUUUGGCUUGACUUAUAUACCCACACACAUGAAGAUGCAUCUGCUUGGUGGGAAGCAUGAGUAGUAUAUAGGUAGUCAAGCUCAAAUAAAAGUUUAGUUGGGCUGUAGGCCACAGUGGUGCGCAUUGGCGCGAAAGCUGCGCACCACUUUUGACUUUUCGUCUACUUUUAGUUGGAAUGAGAUCUAUACGGAAAAUUUCAUUAUGCAAUUUAUCGUGGAAUGCAGAAACAAGCUGCUCCAUCAGAAAUAACGUAUGACAAUAUUUAAAUAAUAAUACUUUUCUUUUUGUUCUGCAGGGUUGCUUAUUCCUUAUUUUGCAACCUUAAUUAUUUGUUAUUAGUUGGUUUCUAAAAAGUCAAAUUCUCGUUUCCUUCUUAUGUUUCUAUAUAUUUUGUUUGUAAAUAUCUGACUAUUUUGGAUUUAUAUACUAACGCUAAUUCAUUUAAAAUUUCCAUCCAUAAAUCUAAUAGAUGAAAUAAAGAUCAUUUGAAAUUUGUGGACUAUUUAGUAUUUACCAUCUUUUUUUUCAAAUACAUAAAAGUAAACCAUA